AGCAGGAAUAAAUGCUACAGCACCUUCAGCAACAAAGCCGCCAACAGUUUGAGCUGCAACAGCAGGAAGGAAUGCUAGAGCACCUUCAGCAACAAAGCCGCCAACAGUUUGAGCUGCAACAGCAGGAAGUGCUACAGCACCUUCAGCAACAAAGCCGCCAACAGUUUGAGCUGCAACAGCAAGAAGGAAUGCUAGAGCACCUUCAGCAACAAAGCCGCCAUCAGUUUGAGCUGCAACAGCAGGAAUGAAUGCUACAGCACCUUCAGCAACAAAGCCGCCAACAGUUUGAGCUGCAACAGCAAGAAGGAAUGCUAGAGCACCUUCAGCAACAAAGCCGCCAACAGUUGGAGCUGCAACAGCAGGAAGGGAUGCUACAGCACCUUCAGCAACAAAGCCGCCAACAGUUUGAGCUGCAACAGCAGCAAUGGCAACAGCAACAACGGCAGUGGCAGCAACAGCUACAGCAAUCCCAGCUAGAGCAGCGACAGCAAGAGAUGCAGUUACAGCAGCAAAUGCAAAUUGCACAAACAAAGCUCUUGAUGUCCCUAAUAGAAAAAAUGAACAAGGAGCAGUAAAUUCAAUGCUUUUCUGUCCAUUUAAUUUCAGAGUAAUUAUGAAAAGCCUUGAAUUUACUGUUCCUUGUCCAUAGUCAAGGCUGCAAGUCUC
Molecule: messenger RNA, 666 nt
Organism: Nematostella vectensis (starlet sea anemone)
Lineage: Eukaryota; Metazoa; Cnidaria; Anthozoa; Actiniaria; Edwardsiidae
Product: involucrin
Exons: 1
Cellular component (GO): exosporium
Source: RefSeq, a predicted model, not a curated record